Molecule: messenger RNA, 805 nt
Organism: Pyrus x bretschneideri (Chinese white pear)
Lineage: Eukaryota; Viridiplantae; Streptophyta; Magnoliopsida; Rosales; Rosaceae
Product: protein PXR1-like
Exons: 1
Coding region: 195-464 (89 amino acids)
Source: RefSeq, a predicted model, not a curated record
AGAAAGAGGACAAGGGUAAAGAUUUAGAGGAAGGGGAUAAGGAAAAAGAUGACAAAAAAGGAGGAAAGAAGAAGAAAGACAAGGAGGACAAAAAGAAGAAACACAAAAAUGUAGAGGAUGAGGAGGAGGUCAAGGCUGAAGUUUCUUCCAGGGAGAUUGAAAUUGUAGAAAACGUAAAGGAAUCGGAGGGGGAAAUGGAGGAGAAGACGCAGAAAGAUGAAGGAAAGGAAGGUAAAGAGAAGAAAGAUAAAGAGAAAAAGGAGAAGGGCGAGAAGGGCGAGAAUAAAAGAAAAGUCGAUAAGAAGGACAAAUGCACGGAUGUUGGAAAGCUGAAACAGAAGCUAGAGAAGAUCAAUGGAAAAAUAGAAGCCCUGCUUGAGAAAAAGUCAGACAUCACGAGGCAGAUAAAAGAAGCUGAAGGUGCAAUCCUCACUGUUGCUGAGAAGCCCACAGAUGCAGCAUAGCACUCUGCGGUAGCGCAUUUCACCUCUCUAUACUAAUACUCCAUAAUUUGCUUUUUAUAUUAUUGUUAGUAACAAAUAAAUGUCAUCUGUUAGUGUAUUUUUCUUGUGAUCUGCAAUUUUAGAAGUCAUCCAUGUUGAAACUAAUGUUAGUGGUAUGUACUACGAAAACCGGUGAGCAGAGCGGGUUCAUAUGUGUGGCAACCAACCGGAAUAUGAUAGUGGUUUCAGUAGGAUGUAAAUUACUUGAAAUUUUGGUUGGUUUGUAAACAUCUAUAGAGUAUGUAUAUAACUUUGCAUAUGCAAUGAGAGUUGUAUCUGAUAGAUAUUGUUUCUGGAUUCAA